UGUAAUUAGUGGAAUAAUUAAAAAUGUCUAUUACCGAUACACAUAUUUUAAAUGUAAUACAAAAUCUAAUAGAAUCGACGUCAGAUAUUAAUGAUAAUGUAAAAAAUGCUGUAAAAUCUUCAUUGUAUAAAUUAUCUGAUAGAUACGCAAAUGAUAUAUUAAAAAUCGCACAUGAAUAUUAUACAACACAAACAAAGCUACACCAAACACAACAGAUAUGUAUUUUAGAAAUUAUAGCACAUAUUGUAUUAGAGCAGACAAAAUGUAUUGAUGGGGAUGUUGUUCUAACGUUAAUUGAAUUCAGUGUGCAUGAAAUGAUUAAACCAAAUACAGUUUUACAUAAUGAAGAAGAAAAAUUUGCAUCAGAUAUAUUGGUUGCUCUUGGAAAACAUCAUUGUAUACAGGUAAUGGAAGGAUUAAUGAAUAAAGUAGUAAUUGGAACUAUACCUCAUUAUAUGAUUGUACAUACCGUUGGAUCAUUGGCGUUAACAAAUUGUUAUGGAACAAUUCCAUAUGUAAAAAGUUUAUUAACAAAAUUAUUACCAAUUGCACCCAUGUUAAAAUUUGAUCAUCAUAAACAAGCUUUUACGUAUGUAAUCGGUAGUAUUAGUACUGGAAUAAUCGAAUACAUUUCAAAUGUUCAAAAAGCACCAGAUCCAACAUUAUCAAAAGAAACAUUCUACAAUGAAUUAUCGAAAUUCUAUGAUAUAAUUGUACAUUCGUGGCUACCCGCAUCGCGAGAAAUAAAAGUUAUCAUAUGUAUAUUAAAUGCAAUAAGCUCACUAAUUUAUGUACUACCAGAUUCAAAAAUUAAUGAACAACUACCAAUAAUUAUACCACAACUAUUAAAUAUUUACAAGAAAUUACAAAAUAAAAUUGAAUCACACUUUUUAACAAAAUGUAUUUAUAGUUUAAUCGUUUGUACACCACCAGAUAAACGGAGCAUUUUAUUGGAACAACGUUUAAAUGAUAUUGUUCAUACUUUAGUCGAUAAUUUAACAGUAAUUGAACCAGAUUAUAAUAAUAUUGAUUUAUUGAAGAAUCAUACGGAAAUCUUACGAUGUAUGGAAACAUUAUUUUCAUAUUUUCCAUAUCAAAUGAUUGAUAUUAUAAAAACUGCCUUAAAUAGCGAUGUUAACAAGUUAAAAGCUUUAAUUAUUAUCUGCCAUAUGAUGAAUACACAAGAUGAAGCUUUAAAAGCUCAAUUAAAAAAAAUUAUGUUAAAAAUUAUUGUAUUAUUAAUUUAUCAUCGAUAUCUUGAGAAUGAGGAUGAUUUACGAUUAUUUAUUGGUUAUAUUAUUAAAUUAACGUGCAUCCAAUCUGAUACAGAUAAAGAAUUUAAAAGUGUUUGUGAUAAUUCUUUAUAUUUGAUUACUUCCACAACGAGUUCUGUUGAAUCUCUCUUAUGGGAAAUGUUAAAUGAUUGUUUAAUUAAUCUCGAAUAUCAAAAUGGCGUUUGUAGUAUUUUACGAUGUUUAGCAUUUUUAUCUGCGAAAUUUAAAAAUGAUAAUGAGGAAAUAAAUUUAUCAAUUGAAAAAUCUUCAAAAAUAUUUAUACGUUGUUUAAGUUUAUUAUCACGCCCUUUGGUUAAUUAUCAAGGAACAUAUAUAUUAAAUUAUUUAAAAAAUUUUGCACCGUUUAUUAGUUCAAAAUUAACUCAAUUAUGGGAUAAACGUUGUAAUGAAAUUUUAAAGUACUUAGAAUACACGUCCGAUAAUUUUAAAAGUGAUGAAUGGUGUACUAUUUUAUUACAAUUUUGUUAUGAUACAACGAUUAUCAUUAUUGAAAAUAUACAACAAAAUGAUGAUGCUUUAAUUGAAGAGACAAUUAUUGAUUAUACAUCAUCGAUAAUUUGUGUGAAUUUAUCACAUUUUCAAUUAAUGAAUUUUAUUGAAAGUUUGUUGAAUGGUUUGUUAGAUAGUAAUUUGAAUUGUGCGCGAGCGUGUACUUAUGUUUUGAAUACAUUUAUACAAUAUAAAGGUUUAGAUAUGUAUCAUUAUGUUGAUGAUAUUGUUGUUAAAAUUAUAACGAUCGUGGAAAAAAUACAAGAUGCAAAUGUGAAAUUGUUAACGUUAAAAUCAAUUGGAAUAUUAGCAUCGUUACAUACAAAAGUUGUUAUUAAUAUAUUGUUAAUACAACCAUUAGGUUAUGACACUUGUAUAUCGGAAUGUUGGAGAAUUUUAACUAAAGAUCCAGUAUUGGCAACAACAAUUUUAUCCCAUUUUAUAAAAUUAAUAUCUGGUACAGGAGUUUAUGAUGAACAAGUCAGCAGAGAUCGCAUGCGUAUUGCAAUACAUCAACCAUUAGCAGCCAUAAGUGCAAUGUCAGAUAUAUUUAGCUGUUCACAUAUGGAGGAAUUAGCAUCAAAAGAAUUUACUGAAAUUUUUUGUACAUUAUAUAUUUCGUUAGCAUCGUAUAUUGAUGUUUCUGCACCGAUUGCAGUACCAACAUCAACAUCAGGAACUCGUGGUGCUACCAACAUAAAUAAUGAAUACAACAAUAGCGCAAGUGAUAAAUUAACGAGUAUAAUUCCAAAUCGUAAUGCAUAUAAAUUAAAUCCGAUAAAAUUAGUUUUAAAUGCAUUUAAAACAUUUUUAAAAUGCUCAAAAAGUGAACAUAUAUUAGAAUGUAUUAAAAAAAUUGAUACAUUAGAAACAGUUCAACAAUUUAUUGAUCUGGUACCAAAAUUAAUGUUUGCAAUAUGUACAACAAUGUAUCAUAUUUUACCAAAAUUGUUAACACAUUUAGCUAAUUAUCGCUCGUCUGUAUAUGAAUUACAACGAAUUGCUGUUUAUACAUUUUAUUGUGAAUAUAUACAUCAACGAUCACAUAUCGAUGUAAUAUUAUUAGAAAGUACAAUAGCAGGUUUAUUGGAAGGACAGAGUGAUGCCAAUGCAAUUGUACGGCAAUUAAGUUUACGUGGCCUUGGUUAUAUUGCAUAUCAUACAGAUACAUUAAUUACGCGCCAUUCUUCGGCUGUUUUAAAUGCAUUUAUGAAUGGUUUAGAUGAACAUAAAAUUGGAGGAUACACAACAAUAAAAGACUCAACAAUGAACAAUGAUACAACAAUAAAUAUUCCCUUAGAAUCAUUAAAAGGUUUAUAUAACAUGUUACCAACAUUAGACGAUGAACAAUUCAAUGGUAUACAAGUGAAUAUGAGUAUACGUAUUAAACCAUUCUUUGAAAGUGAUGAUCCUGAAUUACGAGCACAUGCUAUACAAUUAUUUGGUAAAUUGGUUGCAUACAGUAAAAUUUCAUCAAAAAAUAAACAAGAAAUAUGUCCACUACGUGAACAAGUUAAUCAUAAUUUAAUAUGCUUUUUAUUACAUUUGAGUGAUCCAAAUUUGGAAGUAGUUAAGGCUUGUAAUUCAGCAUUACGUGAUGUAGUUCCAGUACUAAAUACAAAAAAAUUUAAUGCAUUAAUUCAAGAUCAUUUAAUUGAUGAAGCGAAAUUAAACUAUAAUACAUUUAUGCCAGCGUUAAUUAAAAUAAUGGCAACAGAAAUACCAGAAACAUUUUCAUAUUUGUUAAUGAGUUCCUUAACAUAUUUAAAAUCAAAAUGUCCUGUAAUACGUGCAAAUACAGCAUUCGUAAUUGGUUUAUUAUGUAAUAAUUUAAAAUUAAACGAUAAUCAAUUGAAUAACAAUGAAAAAUUAUUGGAAACAAAUAAAAAAUCAUUAGAAACAGUUACAAAUCGUUUGAUAACAUUAUUAAAAGAUAAUGAUUCUAAUGUUCGUACACAAACAGCAUAUGCAUUUAGUUAUUUAUGAAUGUCCUUCUUGCGAUAUGAUGCUGUGUUUAAUGUCGUUAAUGGAUGAUCUACGAGAAAUUCAUUCUUUUUUAUUGAUACACCAUAUGCUGUGACUGGUUUAUAGCCACCAUAA
Messenger RNA from Chrysoperla carnea, 3884 nucleotides. It is a transcript of the gene c11.1, whose product is annotated as maestro heat-like repeat-containing protein family member 1. The record is from RefSeq and is a predicted model, not a curated record. The coding region runs from base 24 to 3770 and encodes 1248 amino acids. The transcript has 12 exons. NCBI's taxonomy places the organism in Eukaryota, Metazoa, Arthropoda, Insecta, Neuroptera, Chrysopidae. Gene Ontology annotation, cellular component: cytoplasm.